Molecule: messenger RNA, 1003 nt
Organism: Amoebophrya sp. A25
Lineage: Eukaryota; Dinophyceae; Syndiniales; Amoebophryaceae
Source: the annotation of a GenBank genome assembly
CAAAUCUGUCAUCGGUCAGUCCCUGCCCACUUCAAGUCAGAAAAAAAUUCUGAAGGCAGCAUUACGAUUACCAUUAUCGAAAAAAGUCAACUUGUGAUAGUCUUCCGAGAAGCGCGUGCCGGAGCAUCGGUAUUUUUUAAUCCUCUUCACCAUCAAGAAAGCGAUGCUUAGGUACCCCUUGGAAUCCCUUUCCCGUUCAUCUCCUAACAAGUUUCGGUCAGCAACCGCACGAUAUCAUCGUGAUCGUGUCAACACGUAAGUAAGUAUUAAAUUUGCUCAAUUUUAACAACUUUUGAAACGAUCAUGUUUGCCCUAGAAAGAGGAUGGUUUUUACCAGAUAUUCUGAGCUUGAGCUUUAUAACGAGGAGUAGGGAUAAAAUGGCGCCCUCGACCAGCUCCAUCUUGGCGUCUCUCUUGAGCGAGAGCGUGGGAUCAUCAUCAUGGUCCUGGUCUGCGUGGGCGAAGUACCACGAACUUCCGGCGGGCACGAGUAGUUCAAGGGCAUCACUUUUCACAAGGACGAAGAUCACGAAAACCUCAUUCUACGACAUUCCCGGCCCAGAGCAGGAGAUGGACCAACGACCGCCAAUUUUCGACGCCCAGCUCAAAUAUUACCUGGACGAGGCACGGAACAAUUUUGAGCGCGUAGCCAUGGCCAGAAAGAGCGCGCAGAUGGCAGCGCAUGUGGCGAGUCUCGCAAGUACGGCUGCCAUUGCAAAAUCCCACCAACUGGCGCACGACGUCGCUGUCAGUAUGCGCAGACCGAAAUUCGACACAGUGCGCGAUGACGUGGCGCUUCUCGAACAAGAAGCGACGCAAAAGUGCGUCGACGCGGGACUCUGUAAAGCGGCACCCGCACAAACGCGUGCGUUCGCAGAAGUCCUAGAGGCUCACAACACGGCCAGUGAAGUUAAAGCAUCAAGAAGGUCAUAUGCCGAAGGUGAACAACUUCAGAGAUCGGAAGAAGCCGGUCGUGAGGUUGAGGACACCUCCGCAGGAGAAA